This is a messenger RNA of Mollisia scopiformis, 1038 nucleotides long. RefSeq names its product NAD(P)-binding protein. Lineage: Eukaryota; Fungi; Ascomycota; Leotiomycetes; Helotiales; Mollisiaceae. The record is from RefSeq and is a predicted model, not a curated record. The transcript has 7 exons. Bases 1 to 1038 code for a protein of 345 amino acids.
AUGGCAAUCACGAAAGUACUCCUUACCGGCGCUUCUGGUUACAUUGGAGGUGCUGUAUUAGCUCAGAUACUCAAGUCCAACCAUGAUGAUGUUAGGAUUUCAGCACUGGUCAGAUCCUCUGAGCAUGCAGAUAUCAUCCGAAAUCUCGGUGUAGAGUCAAUACUGUUCAAAGGCCUCGAUCAGCUCGACCUGAUCAAAGCUUCAGCCAGUGAACACGACCUCGUUAUCAGUUGUGCAUCUGCGAUGGAUCUUCCUUCUUGUCUCGCUUUGGUAGAAGGUUUGGCUCAACGCAGAGCCAGCACCGGAACUGAUGUUCAUUACAUCCAUACAUCUGGGACCUUAAACUUCGGAGAUCAUCCAAUCACUGGCAAAUCAUUCCUCGGCAUACGAACCGACAAAGACGACAUUUUCAGCUGGGAAAAAGAGACUCAGGAUGACUGGCUGCUGAGAAAAGUCGAUAUCGGUAUCACAGAAGCAGGAUUGAGAUUCGGUGUAAAGACUUACAUUGUGAAUCCACCAAUUAUAUAUGGAAUUGGUAAUGGGCCGAUUCAUAAGCAAUCGUUGCAGAUACCUGCGCUGAUAAAUUUGUCGCUUGGGUUUAAGCAAGCGGUAGUCCUUGGUGAUGGACACGGUAUAUGGACUAUUAUUCAUAUCUCAGAUGCUGCGAGGCUGUACGACGUGAUUCUCCAGAAGUUUCUCCAGAAGCAACCCAUCGACUCAGGUAGAAAAGGAUAUUACUUUGUAGAAGCUGGAGAAACGACGUGGAAAAUCAUCUCACAAGCAAUAGCUCGUGCUGGACAUUCGCAGGGUCUUUUCGCUUCGGCGGAGCUGAAGCAGUUGUCUCCCGAGACUUUUGUCGAGAGCUUGGGUAUUCCGUUUCUCAAUGCUGGAAUGGUUGAAGUGAUUUGGGGGUCUAAUUCACGCAUUAAAGGGAUCAAGAGCAGGGAGCUGGGUUGGAGACCUGAGGUACCUAUUGGAAUAUUUGCAGAUUCAAUUGUGGAGGAUUUCAAUAUCAUCUCUCAAAAUGUAUCAGCGUAG